UUAUUGUACAAGCAGCGCUGGAUUGCCUUUCUAUGCUAUAGCGUCGUCCGACUCAUCUCGCUUCUACAGAGAGCUACCACAUUACGCAUCAUUUACUGCAUACAAUAUUGAUCACAGAACAAUAGCACUGGAGCGCGUGUGAUGGUUCUAAAGAGGAAACACCAAUUGCAUUUGUGAAAUGUACAGGAGCAAUGAAUGGCUCAGGAUUUUUAAGCGUUCUCUAUGCAAUAGGUAUCGUGUUCUUGACCAUUGUUCUGGGUGAGCGUGGGAUCCUCUCCUCGGAAGCAGGCUCGGGAAAUACCACCGUGUACAACUCAAUAUACGGGUACCGGGAGUUUAAGGAGGCUUACCCCAGUGCAGAACCAACGCUGUGCUACAGUGAACCUGGGGUCGAUGUUAAUGGAACCGUUUUCACCAACUUUACAUGCCCACUUCCGGACCUGGACCGGAAGUUAACCAGAUGCUGCAACAACACCUGCUGUAUGCCUCAAAUGGUUCCAAAACGUGACAAGAGUGACAAUUCAGUGACUGUCGCGGUGACGAUCGUGGUGGUGUGCGCGGUGGGGAUCACACUGUGUAUGGUCCUUUACUGCUGCUGUUGUCAGAGGAGGCCGGGGAUCCACGAGGGGAAACUCAUAUGGAUCAAAAAGAAAAAGGAUAAAAUAGUUUACGAGGAGGGCGGUGUAUCCCCCGCGGGGAGCCCCUCCCAGGAGAACGAUGACGAGGAAGUGCUCGGUUUCGUGUACUCUCCGGACGAGAAGGGACAUACUGACCACUCUUUGGAAAAGCCUCUAGAACUGGACACGCCCACCCAGCAAAAGAGGGUGUUACCGGAAACGAACGGAGUGGACAAAAAACCGGACCGGGACCUGACGAUUCCACUGAUUACAAUCCGGAAACCUAGCACACCUGGUCCAGAAUGAAAAUAUCAAAACUGAAAAGUUUAAUUGUUUCUAAAGAUCAGGAAAACGACGCUUAAUCCAUGAGGACAUGAAACAUCACCCUGAAGGUUUAGACCAACGAGUGAAAACUAAUUUAAAAAAAAAAAACAAUGCUUCAGAAAAUGGCUGAAAAUAUGCAAGGAUAUUCGUCUCAUUUUAGUUCAGCAUAUUUGUUUGCGCAUGUGCAUUGGUGAUGGACUAAAUGCUGAACGGCUUAAUAUCUUGAAAUUUCAUUUUCCAUAUCAUCACAUUAACAUUUUUAACGCAAUAUCAAUGUUUUUACUCCAAUAAUUUUACAUGACUGUUUACUUGUAAUUGACUUUUUCGUUUAAAAAAUUGUAAAAAAGAUGUGUAUAUUAUUAUAUAUACGCAAUAUAUACUGUAAUACGAUGUUUAAAGAUGUAUUUUCUGUUUUUGAUUACAAGUAUGUUUGUAUAAUAUGCAAUUUUUGAACAACUUAAUAAAUAACGAUUUGUAUCGAG
Messenger RNA from Magallana angulata, 1423 nucleotides. RefSeq lists its product as uncharacterized. Bases 192 to 923 code for a protein of 243 amino acids. Lineage: Eukaryota; Metazoa; Mollusca; Bivalvia; Ostreida; Ostreidae. The transcript is spliced from 8 exons. The record is from RefSeq and is a predicted model, not a curated record.